Molecule: messenger RNA, 2199 nt
Organism: Penicillium pulvis
Lineage: Eukaryota; Fungi; Ascomycota; Eurotiomycetes; Eurotiales; Aspergillaceae
Product: Zn(II)2Cys6 transcription factor
Exons: 2
Coding region: 1-2199 (732 amino acids)
Biological process (GO): regulation of DNA-templated transcription; DNA-templated transcription
Molecular function (GO): DNA binding; zinc ion binding; DNA-binding transcription factor activity, RNA polymerase II-specific
Source: RefSeq, a predicted model, not a curated record
AUGUAUGAGCGACAGCGAGUGUGGCGUGCCUGUCAAGCAUGUCGGCGCAAGAAGGUCAAAUGCGAUGGAGAACAUCCAUGUCAAAGCUGUACCCGGAACCGAUCGGAGUGCGUCUUCGAGCAAUAUAACAACAUGAAGCUAGUGGAUCCACAAUAUGUCAAGAAACUUGAAAAUCGGCUCUCCCAGAUGGAAAAAGAAUUGAAACAGCGCCAGUCUGAUCAAGAUAAGAGAGUUUCUAUUGAUAUAUCUGCACAGACUUCAUAUAUUCAAUCUACAGAUGUCGGCUACCAGGAUUUUUGUCAGCCAGUCCCUGAGGGUGCUGUAUCCGACCCGACGGAUGAGUUCCUAGCACCUUCCAUCGAUGCAGCCACACCUGCACCAGGAUCAAAAAGAGCGUAUAUAGCCCAGAUGGCUGGGACCUAUAGCUCUAAUGCAUCGGAUUUGCCAAUCUUUGACAAUCACGACCCUCAGCAUGGAAGCGAAGUUGCAAUAUUUCCCGAACCCAUUACCAUCGACGUCACACGGUUGGAGGAGCCCAUUAUGGAAGCGCUGAUUGAUGUUUUUUAUCACUCAAUCUACCCGAUAUUUCCCAUUGUUCAUCACCGGAAUCUACGAUUGCAAUAUGAUAAUUGGCUAUCUGCUCGUAACAAUGAUGGGCGUGAAGAUGAUAGCGACUUCUCCGCUUUGCUGUACGCAUUGCUCGCCGUGGCUGCGUCAGUGAUCCCUAAACAACAUGCUGUCUUCAACCAGCAGGGGCUUCACAUUUAUAAAGAGGUGAAUCUGGGAGAAUUACUUCACUCACACGCAACCUCCAUUUCUACUGGGCGACCAUAUCGAACGAACGCCAAAUUUCCCAUGAACAUCGUCAUUGCUCAAGGUCUCCUCAGUCUCUAUCUCACCGAAGACGGCAAAGUCAAUGAUGCAUGGGUCACUACAGGUCAUGCGAUUCGGCUGUAUCAGGGAUUAGAUUUGGACGAGUCCGGGGAUGCAUCAGCUAAAAAUACAUGGCAUGAACCUAAAAAGCUCUGGUGGUGUUUGUAUAUUUUGGAUCGCUCUCUAUCCACGGCACUUUCGAAGCCUUUGGCUAUCGAUGAUGCGGACAGUGAUAUUGAAUCAUACACCGGGGAAAGUGAACCAUCCUCGACCUACGAAAAGACAGAUCCCUGGUUCUCGGUGAUUGCAGACUUCCACGUCACAAUGGGUCGAAUUUACAGAUCUGUCCGACGGAUACGCAAGUCUCAUCCGUCCCAGAAUGCCAAAUUAAGAGACACGCUCCGGUCGCAUGUGAAAAGGCACGAUGCGGAGCUAGAGAGGUACUAUCGAAAGCAGGUGCUGCCGAAGAUCGAAGAGUCUAAUCAACAGAUUGGCCCUCAUGCACUGCAAACAAUUGCCAUCUCAUCCUAUUACAUCGGAGUGGUUCUUCUAUACCGAACAUUCAUCGAGCGACUGAAUAUUGCGGAGCCCGCAGCUUUUCUUCGAUGCGCCGAGGCUGCUUCUAAAUGCAUUAAAGCCACACCCCAAGUCAUGGCAACAGUUCCUGCAAGUCAUUUUGUCAUCCAACAGAGUCGCGCCAUAUACGCAAGUGCUAAGGUUCUUUUGCAUUGCAUGCGUCUCGCCCGCAACCCAACCUUCACCAACAAAGCUUGGUCAGAUGUUGAGAGCGGCUUCAACAUGCUACAGAACCUCAAGAUACAGUGGCCGGAGAUCAAAAAGUAUCAAACGCUCACUGAGGAAGAUAUGCGAUUGACCCAGAGUGAUCUAGCCAAACAUGAUCUCUUCUACGACACAUUCAGCCGGUAUGGCCAAGCAGCAGGUACAUCGCCUAUAUCCAGUACAAGUCCCGUUUUCAAUGAAGAUAAUCAAGGAAACUCUGGUCGGAAUAUGACCAUUCAUCACGAAAUGGCCAGAUCCCGAGAAGAGACAGACUCUAUCUUCAGUCGGGACAGUGAAUCUUCAGAGCGACAAUCCAAGCGGCGGAAACUGACCCCUGACUCCUUUUUCCCAUGCGACCCUACGGCUAUAUUGCACCUGCUGCCACCUUCUGAGGAACCUCAGGACUACGAGGACAACAGCAUGAUGAUGAAUGACGAUCUCUCUGAUCCACAACAAUUCUUCCUGGGGGAUCUAUCAGCGGACCCGUUCGAUGACUCAAUGCUACUUGAUUCGAUCGAGCAAUUCCUGUCUUAUCCGAGUGAAUAA